Messenger RNA from Exophiala oligosperma, 2160 nucleotides. RefSeq lists its product as uncharacterized. The record is from RefSeq and is a predicted model, not a curated record. Gene Ontology annotation, molecular function: protein binding. NCBI's taxonomy places the organism in Eukaryota, Fungi, Ascomycota, Eurotiomycetes, Chaetothyriales, Herpotrichiellaceae. Bases 1 to 1842 code for a protein of 613 amino acids. The transcript has 5 exons.
AUGGCCUUAAAUGAACGACUAUAUAGGUUGAUCUUAGAAGAAAUUCGGACGCCUCUCGAGAAGGCGGUCAUUGACGCCCUAUCUUCGUCCCGCCAACAUGGCGGAACAUCCCUGUUGCGCCUCGAGGCUUGCCUUGAUCAUGGAGAUACUAAUACUUUGAUGAAUGCGCCAAAUAAAGCUCAGCGAUUCCCGCUGGCUACCAUUCAAAUUCCGUCGUUCCCAGGGGAUGAGAACGGCGUGGGGACAGAAGAAGAUAGGUCAGACCAGCAGUCCGUUCACAUCGAACAGAGGACCGAGGCUUCCCGCCAUAUUUCGGAGGAUGAUCCUCUCGAGCAUGAUCAUCGUCAUCAUAAGCGCCGGAAGGUUGUCGGGUCCCUGAGAUUAGCCCAUUCUGGACUUUGCACUCAGGAUCCGUCACAUGAAAAGGGCGCAUCGCGGCGCUUGACGAGUAAUGUUCGCCAGUUUCCAAAGCGGAAUGUUCAUACGGUCGCUCCCCAGCAGGAACUCUCUGCAUUCGAUCGACUUCUCAUUGGUAUCUGGAACCAGAUUCAUGGUAACAUUGAAUUGAAUGCUACAGAUAGUGUUGGGUUAUGGUAUGAGAUAACCCGGUCGAAAGCCACAACUGCGAGAGUCAUCGACCACAGUCAUGCUAUAGAUGUUCCUUCCGCGGUUCCGGCGAAUUAUUCUUUCCGAGGAAUGAGUCAAUGCUGUCGACAAAUCACACAAGCUAGUCGCUGCUGCAGAUCGAUGGAGGUAAUUGUUCAAGCUCGAUGGAUACAAUGUUUCGACGAGCAAGUGCAAAGCCUUGCAAGAGAAGACUCCGGCCUAUCACUCACCAAAGCUCGCAUGGUUGCACUUGCGGACGCAAGCAAAGACUUUGGAUGGUCUCUAAAGGAGCUACGGAAUAAAAUGGCAAUCUGGCGCGGCUACGACUCCAUUCGAGAGGUCGGAGGCUGGGUGUCUCUAGUAUUCGCCAGCAUAGGCCUUUAUCGCUUCUGCAAAUAUCGACUGGGAUUUAGCUCCCAGAACAUGACGACACUGAAGCGCCUCCGUAUGCGAUUUGAGGUCGCCGCCGACACCAUCCAUCCUGAAUGGCGUCAGCUGCUGUCCAUCAUCGGGGAGCCGACAUCUUGCGUAUAUACCGGCCAUCCUUGUGACUGGGUCGUCGGUAGAGAUCACUCACCUAUCCCGUUGGGCGAAACGUACGCGCAGUGGACAAAAGAUUUUCAAUUUGAGCACUUGUCAGAAAGUAUCAUCGACGAGCAGGCAUGGGGCUCGACAGAUCCCCGGACAAAAUAUCGUACGGACCAAUACACCUUACCGAGACACUUUCCGUGCGAGAAAUGCGGGUCACUACAAUCCAAUGAUCCAAGCAGAAACGAGUGCCAUUGCUUCCCCACGCUGUUUGGCGGCAUUGCGCGAAAACCAUUCCCGGUCCAAGUUUUCCGCACGGAGAACGGAAGGAACAACGGGCUAAUUGCUUGCUGUCCAUUUGAACGCGGCGCCGCGAUUAGCGAGUUCAUCGGCAUCAUCACCAGUGGCAUCCGCGACCUUGACGUCAUGCAAGCCACCGGAGGGGGCGGCAUGUAUCAAAUCUGGCAAGGCCGCCGAGGGAACUGCACCCGCUUCGUCAACCACUCUUGUCAACCGAAUUCACAGUACGAACGCUUCUCGUGGCUCGGUGUUCAGCGGAUUGUGCUCGUAUCCAAAGGCAUCGCGAUGGGCGAGGAGAUCACGGUCGACUAUUCUAAUGACUACUGGAAUCAUCUGGAUAAGGAAUGCCUGUGUGGCGAGAGCUGUUGCCGGUUCAACAAAAAGGAUGCUACUGCCUCGUUCAGUUAGACGGUGCCGUUGGAGCCGCCAGGAAGGCUUUCAGACUGCCCUCCAGCUAUCCCUCAAGAGGUUCAAGUAGCUUGGACUGAAAAUCUGCAUAAACGAAAGAAGGAAAGAUCGAGGACGAGAGCGAGAACAGUUAUGUAAUUUUACCGAACAACUUAGGAAUUACCUGCAGUACCAUCUAGAGAGCAGGAGAAGGAAGAGCUGCUACAGGAGGGCAGCAAAGAGACUGAUCGGACAGAGCAGCAGCUCUUGUUGGAAGGGAUCCUGCAGCGUGUCUGCCAGUAGCAAUUUGUAUAAACAGAACAGAAGCUACAAAGACAU